Phanerochaete carnosa HHB-10118-sp is the source of this 825-nucleotide messenger RNA. RefSeq lists its product as uncharacterized. The transcript is spliced from 4 exons. The coding region runs from base 1 to 825 and encodes 274 amino acids. NCBI's taxonomy places the organism in Eukaryota, Fungi, Basidiomycota, Agaricomycetes, Polyporales, Phanerochaetaceae. The record is from RefSeq and is a predicted model, not a curated record.
AUGUCAGAUCAUGUCUACAACUUUCAACCACUGACAUUAUCUGCCACCUCUAUUCAAAUUUACAAUCCUGUGUUCAUUACCUUCCAGCGCAUGAUGAAGAGUACGAAGCUGUUCUCCUCUAAGGAACUUGGUGAAGCUCAGGACUUUUUGGCCUGCUGUUCAAAGUUUUACGUAUCAAAAUCAGCCCACCAGAAAGCAAUGGGUUAUAUGGCAUACAUUCUGGGUGGUGCAAUUAUCAGCACCACUGGGUUUGAGCUCUCACCAGAGCAAAGAAUUAUUGAAUUUGAUAGUGUCUUCUUCUAUUCUGCACCACCCAGCGUUGAGCGCAAAUAUCAAUAUCUGUUUCCCCUGGCAGGGAUUCAUGAAAUCAAGAACGAGAUUGGCAAGGCCGGCAACGACCCCAUUGCCCAAGCCAAAUGCCACUACGUAGCAUUUUAUUGCUCAGAAGAGGCUGGUAUCAGAGACAUGCACAAGCUGGACAGCUUGCUUAAUACAUCUUCCCCUGUAGUUGCGUGCGCUGGUCCCAACAUUAUGGUUGGCGGCGCGGUGUUUGCAGACCAAAUCAUUGUGCAACAACUUACUGACUACAUCUCCAUCGUCCCUCAUGCCAAGAGUUUGGGGUCAGACAAGUCACCGCUCAGCGAAGCAAUCUACUGCGCUGCUCAGCUUCUUUGUGCACUGAAGAUUGCUCUCAUGGAACUGAAUGAUUACUACGCUUAUUUUAGGGUUCGCACUCCCACUUUGUCCACGACCUCGCACCCAUCUGCAUCCCAAACUAACGCUCGGGUGUUUUCAUCUACAACAUCCAGAAUGGGAUGCAGGUGA